AUGUCUUUCAAGGAUCUUGUCGAGCCGGAAUGUGGAGGAGCGAACCCCUUGAUGAACCUUGGCCGUCAGGUACGGCGGGACGUUGCCCUACAGGAUGAAGGUCUGGCGGGUGGACGUAGUUCGUUUGCCGGAGCAGAUCGUGAGCUCGUGAAGGAAUACAUGGACCAAAUUGCGCCGGGUCCGCAAACCUUCCGGAUGGAUGAGCUGUUGAAGGAGAUGCGCGAAAUCGAUGCUCACAAUCAUCGGCAGCAGCAAAUGGUUGGCGUGGGUCGUUCGAUUGAUAUGGUAGGGCCGGGUGGAGCCUGGGCAGAGGAGUUUCGUGCUGAUGCCGCACGCCCGCGAGAGGAAAGCAAGUUAUCGAGUGUUUGGUCACAAUCGCACUUGCCACCAAUACAUGCAAAUUUGCGGGAUACAACGGAGCAGCAACAACCCACCGUGCGACAGGCGGCCAGUGACUUUAUGUAUCAAGCGUAUCCCGGACAAAUGUACAAUCCUAACAUAAGGCAGAGUGAGUUCGUACGUUUUAUGGGUAAUGUAAGUGCCGGGAACGUUCGGAUCAACGACGGCAGUGUCCAAGUGUCGAAUACUGUAUGGGAGAAUCGAUUCGACGAGCUGGAAGCGAGUUCUUCCAAAGGCAAAGUAGAGCAGCAAGAGAGUAAACCGGAUGAAGCCUCUAAGCAGGACGAUGAUUGGGCUAAGGCGUUUGUGGAUGGGACGCAGGAACAGGACGAAGCCUCGGAUAAUUACAACAAGCAAUUUUGGGAGCGACUGCAAGACGAAUGGCGAACACUGUCUGAAAGCGAAGGCAAACAUCCGUGGCUGUCCGAGUUUAAUGAUUUUUACGAUCCCUUCAAGGAAUACAAAUUCGAUGAAGAAAAUCCAAUGACCGACGUGGAGAAUGCGUUCGAGAAAGGGAAAGCUUUCCUCGAACAGGGUGACAUACCGAGUGCGGUCCUUUGCUUCGAAGCAGCCGUCAAACAGGAUCCGGAAAAUCCGGAAAUUUGGGAACAGCUUGGCUUUUCGCAGGCCGAGAACGAAAAGGAUCCGAAUGCGAUCGCUGCAUUUAACAAAGCACUUUCGUUCAAUCCGAACAACAUGCCGGUGCUGAUGGCACUUGCCAUUUCGUACACGAACGAGAUGCUGCAAAACAACGCCCUACGGAUGCUGGUCCGUUGGAUGAAGUGUAACCCGAAGUACGAACAUCUGGUACCACCGGAAAUGCUUCAGGCGCAGGAUUCUCCGAUGGGAAGCUCGUUGAUGGGUGGACCGAAGUUGAAGGAUGUGCAAGACCUCUUCAUAAAGGCAGUUCAGCAAUCGCCAACGGAAAUCGAUGCAGACAUACAGGAAGCGCUAGGCGUACUGUUCAAUCUGUCCUCGGAGUAUAACAAAGCGGUCGAUUGUUUCAAUGCCGUGCUGCAGGUAAGGCCGGAAAGUUCCAAAGCCUGGAAUAGGCUCGGUGCCAGCCUGGCUAACGGGAAUCGUUCACUGGAAGCGGUCGAUGCGUAUCAGCGUGCACUCGCCUACCAUCCCGGGUUCAUCCGGGCACGGUUUAAUGUUGGCGUGAUUUGCGUCAAUCUGAAAGCGUACAAGGAAGCGGCCGAACAUCUGCUGACAGCGCUAAACCUUCAGGCUAAUUCGGCCGUUCGUUCGGGGUUGAAGGUACAAUCUAUGUCGAAUCAAAUGUCUAGUGCAAUUUGGAGCUUGCUGCGCAUGGUGCUGUCGCUAAUGAAUCGAAACGAUCUGCAUACGGCCGUCGACAAUCGGGAUCUUGAGGUGCUGAAUCGCGAGUUUCCGAUGAGCAACGACUAACGGCCGGGUGAUUGGUGUCGUCACGGG
Messenger RNA from Anopheles maculipalpis, 1836 nucleotides. RefSeq names its product peroxisomal targeting signal 1 receptor (gene Pex5). Gene Ontology annotation, molecular function: protein binding. The record is from RefSeq and is a predicted model, not a curated record. The coding region runs from base 1 to 1809 and encodes 602 amino acids. NCBI's taxonomy places the organism in Eukaryota, Metazoa, Arthropoda, Insecta, Diptera, Culicidae. Gene Ontology annotation, biological process: protein import into peroxisome matrix, docking. The transcript is spliced from 3 exons. Gene Ontology annotation, cellular component: cytosol; peroxisomal membrane.